AGUACAGUUGUGCAGUUAUUUUCUGUUUGUUCAAAGUCUCUUCCUUUCUUUUUGCAUUCAGCUGUACUGCAUGCCCGCUGCUACUCUCAUGGGUCACAAGAAACAGAUGAAGAAUUUGAUGCUCGCUGGGUGACGUAUUUCAACAAGCCAGAUAUUGAUGCCUGGGAGCUCAGGAAAGGCAUAAACACACUUGUGGGUUAUGACCUGGUUCCGGAACCAAAAAUCAUCGAUGCAGCUCUGAGAGCGUGCAGACGGCUAAAUGACUUUGCCAGUGCUGUCCGCAUCUUAGAAGUUGUAAAGGACAAGGCAGGACCUCACAAGGAAAUCUAUCCUUACGUUAUCCAGGAACUUAGACCAACUUUGAGUGAGCUGGGAAUCUCCACUCCAGAGGAACUGGGCCUGGACAAAGCGUAACUUUAUCGGUGCAUUACUCGAGCAUUUUACUGAUGCUACCUGAUUGUACACAGUCACCUGAAGACACAAAUGUUAAAAUAUUACCUUAUUUGAAAGAACUUACUCCUUUAUUGAGUCACAAUAUAUGUGAUGUGAAGUUGGACCUAAUAAAGGAAAAACUGGUUUGACUGAUGUGG
Messenger RNA from Athene cunicularia (burrowing owl), 590 nucleotides. Its product is annotated as cytochrome c oxidase subunit 5A, mitochondrial. Gene Ontology annotation, cellular component: mitochondrial inner membrane. Gene Ontology annotation, biological process: mitochondrial electron transport, cytochrome c to oxygen. The record is from RefSeq and is a predicted model, not a curated record. The annotation marks the transcript as partial. NCBI's taxonomy places the organism in Eukaryota, Metazoa, Chordata, Aves, Strigiformes, Strigidae. The transcript is spliced from 4 exons.